Messenger RNA from Metarhizium acridum CQMa 102, 1137 nucleotides. RefSeq lists its product as uncharacterized. Gene Ontology annotation, cellular component: Golgi membrane. Gene Ontology annotation, molecular function: glycosyltransferase activity. The record is from RefSeq and is a predicted model, not a curated record. Gene Ontology annotation, biological process: protein N-linked glycosylation. NCBI's taxonomy places the organism in Eukaryota, Fungi, Ascomycota, Sordariomycetes, Hypocreales, Clavicipitaceae.
AUGGAAGCACCAUCACCAUCACAUGCUCCGUGUUUCGGUCCAAUGUCCCGAUACCAAAAGCUGAAGCUGGGCCGCGUGGUAGCCGUCGCCGUCGCCAUAUACAUCCUGGGCCUGGUAUACUUCAUGCGAGACCGGCUUCCCACGCUGCCGCCGCCGCCGCCCGAGUCCUCGGAUCUGCCCUCUUCGCACAAGGUGGCCAAAGUUUCCAUGCUGUACGGGCACCCGAAUAGCCUGUAUGAGAGGGCCAUACAAAGCCACGAGCGGCACGCAGCGCGAUGGGGAUAUCCGAUGCUCGUCUUGCGGCAGGACAUUGCCGUUGGCUUCUGGAAUAAACCCACCUACCUGCUCGCCGCCGUCGUCAAUGAACUUGCAAAACCAGUCGGCGAGAGGACAGAAUGGAUGAUGUGGGUGGACGCAGACUCCAUCAUUAUCAACCCGGCAAUCCCUGCCGAAAUCUUCCUCCCGCCCCCGGACAUGGCCGACAUCCACGUCGUGGCAUCGCGGGACCACAACGGCCUCAACACGGGCAUCAUCUUCCUGCGCGUUCACCCCUGGACCGUCACCAUGCUCACCGAAACCAUCGGCUACCCGCUGCACCACCCAGAAGCCGAUCUCGGCCGAAACGCCGACCAGGACGUCAUGGCCGGCAUUUUCAACAAGUCGGCCGGCGGGCCGGACGGCAAGGGGUACGCAGACGCAGUCGUUUACAUGCCGAGGCCGCUCAUCAACGCCUACGAGUUCUCCCACGGCUUCGAGGGCGACAAGGGGAGCCUGCUGGUGCAUUUCCCGGGGCUGGAGGACGUCCGCUGGUCGCGCAUGGCCCAAUGGCUCGACACGGUCGAGAAGACGCCCCUCGAAUGGGAGCUUCCCCUGGAGCAGACGGGGUACGUGAACCAGACGAAUGUCUUUUGGAGCCAGGUCAGGGGCGCAAGGACAGCCAUUUCCAGCACCGAGAGACGCCUGCCGUCUCUGGACAAUGCGGCCGAGGGCAAGGCUGGGCACGUCGACGAUUUGAAGCGUGCAUUGGGCUUGUUGAAGGCGGCGCUGCGCGACGAGGCAGAUGAUUUGGAGCUGAUGCGGCAGAGGCUGGACGAGAUACAUAGAUUGCACAAGCUCAUUGGGUGGCAAACGGACUAG